AUUUAGUCGAUUAUGCCAUUGAAUUGGAAUCGUUUGCCGGUUCGGGUAAAGAAACGAAUCCCGUGUUCAAGGAAUACAAUGGAUUAUUUUUCAUACGAAAGAUGGCCGCAUUGAACGCUCUGGCCGCACACACGCCUGAAACCUAUGAUUUGGCAUUUAAAUUGCGUCGAAAGCGAUUUGUCAUCGAGAAAUUACAUUUGCCGCCCGAGCUUCAAGAAUCGGAACAACGUGGUGACCAAGACGACGAACCAAUGUUAUCGGCAUUAAGCUGUGCUAGUACCAAGAAACAUUUGUUAGAAUUUUAAAGAUUUCGUUGAAAAAUAUACCAUACUCUACCUAUUUGACAUCAUGUUUACUGUUGAUUCAUUGAAGAAAAAAAAAACCAGUUGUGCUGUGUAUCCAUCGCUUUGCUUUGCUUUGUGUUUGUUGAGAAAUUGGUUGCCGGCAUAAACCUAAGACUCAUACACACCGUGCAACAAAACCAACAAGAAGGAGAACGAAGAAAGAAGAAGCGCUUUUUUACAUGUUGGAUUAGACAAAACUGUAAAUUAUACAAGAGAAGCCAUCAAAGUGGAAAACGAUGAAAAAGAAAGCGCAGUGCGCGCAACGGCUACUUCAGAAAAUUUUCGUUUCGCAAAACGCGUUUUAAGCAAUCCAGUCUGUGAAUUUUAAAUGAAAGAAACGUGUCAAGUGGCAUUGCCAGACGACGACGACGAUGAGGACGACGAUGACGACGACAAUAACAGCCAUGGCUAUAGAGACAAACACAAGAAAUCAAGAGCACACGCACACAUGAACGAAACAGGGCUGAGCUGAGCUGAGCACGGAGUGCAAAGUCAGGGGAUGUAUGAGAGACGGGAGAAAGCGAGAGAGGGAGAGAAACGGGUUGGAAUUAUUAUUCCACUCAGGAAGCUUGAUCGAUUGUAACUAACAUAUUACAGCUCAUCCAACUAAAACAGUCAAAAAUCGAUCGAAGUGAACCGAAUCAAAAUGGGAAGAUCCCAUUGUGCGUCGUCAUCAACAACAUCAAGAGUAAAAACACCAGCAGCAGUAGCAGUGGAAACAGCCGCACCAGCAGCACCACAACUAAAUUAAUAAAGUGUGUCGAGACGAAAAAAAAACACGACGGCAAACUGAAAUUACAAAAAAGAGUGCGCCAGAAAAAGUGAAGAAGAAUUGAAAAGAAAAAGAAAAACGACGAGCACCCGACGAAGAAAAAAAAAAGUUGUCUUUAAUUAAGUGCAAGUCAGCGAUAUCAAUUAAAAAGUUUUCCCAAAGCAAUUACAUUUCCAAAUGAAAUAUUGCGGACAAUUGAAUGAUCCAUGAGCGUUUGGAAUGAGAGAACAAGUACAAGCAUCGGCAAACUCAAAAAUGGAUUAUGUGAAAUUUCGGCGCUUGAUUUUAAUUUGAUGAUGAAUUACAUACAAUCGAUUUGAUGCAAAAUGACGAGGAACUGUUUCCAAUCGUAAUAAUCAAAUGACAAGUGAAUCUAAAGUAAAUAGUGUUUAUUGUGUGUGAAUGAGUGCGUACGUUGCGUGCGUACACGUUCGAUUUUCAUUUUUCCUGUCUGACAACAUUUUUCAAUCGUGAUACAAUAACAUCUAUUUCCAUAUAUGAAACGCGUUUAGUUUGUGCACUCAUGAUUUUUCUGACGUAAAAGAACAUUCAUUUCAUGUGUGCCGGCUAAAUGAUGAGAGAACAAAACAUGGACAAAAAAAUUAGUGAAUUAAAUGGUUCAAGACUGCCAUCAUCAACAUCAACAGCAUCGACAACAACAACAGCAGCAGCAUCAUCAUCAUCAUCAUCAUCAUCAUCAUCAUCAUCAUCAUCGUUAUCCAAUGAAGAAAGACUUGACAGAUGUUUGCAUUCGCAACACAAUGAAUACUCGCCAAAACAAAUUAAGCUGCCAUUUUUUUAUCAUAAACAACAUCAUCACAAUCAACAGCAACAUCAUCAGGAGCAACAAUUCAAACAUUCCGAUAUCGAAACGCCAUUCAUAGCUAGUAAUAGUCGAAACAAUCAUCACAGCCAUCAUCGGAUACAUCAUCCGAAACGAUGGCUACUAUCGUCGUCGUCGUCGAAACAAUCCCAUCGGCACAAAUGCCAUCCAAGACGGCGGCAACAACACCAACAUCAGUUAAACGAACAGUUCUCCGACGAGCACACAAAUUCCACACAGAAGCAUUUUAGCAAGAAAUUUAGUUUUACUCAACAUAGUAAUCAUCUUAGUCGAUUUUAUAUGAUUUUUGUAAUAUUCCUCAUAUAUUUGCUGGACAAAACCAACUGUGAUCAAGUUGUGUUGUUGGACACAACAAAGGAAGCCACCCUCGAAUGGACGCGUUAUCCAUAUGGACCACAAGCUCAAACGCCUGGCUGGGUUGAAGAAUCAUUCACAAACUUUGGCAAGGGUAUCAAUUGGCGUAGCUAUGUCGUAUGCGAUGUGGCCUACAAUAAUGUGAACAAUUGGCUUUGGUCGCCGUUCAUCGAUCGUGGCUCAGCAAAUCGUUUGUACAUUGAAAUUCAGUUUACAAUUCGUGACUGUUCGCUCUUCCCCGGCAACGCAUUAUCCUGCAAAGAAACAUUCAGUUUGCUAUUCUAUGAAUUUGAUGCUGCCACACGAGAGCCACCGCCAUGGCAACCGGAAAGUUAUAAGCUGAUUGCGCGAAUAGCGGCUGGUGAAGGACGAUUCAAUCAGAAUUCGGACGUUGACAUCAACACUGAAGUGAAGAGCAUUGCGGUGACGAAAAAAGGCGUUUAUUUUGCGUUCCGUGAUCAGGGUGCCUGCAUCAGUGUGUUGGCCGUAAAAGUGUACUACAUCACAUGUCCAGCGAUUACGGAGAAUUUUGCACACUUCAAUGAGACGCCAACCGGCCGCGAGAUUACUAUCAUCGAAAAGCAAACGGGUAUCUGUGUGAAAAAUGCCGAAUCCAGUGAAGCGCCCACGUAUUUGUGCAAAGGUGAUGGCAAAUGGACGAUUUUAACGAGCGGAUGCAAGUGUAAGGUCGGCUUUGAGCCAGAUCAUGAGAAGCAAACGUGCACAGUGUGUCCAAUCGGAACGUUCCGUUCGACUGAGGUGACAAAGUGUACGGCAUGCCCAUUGAAUUCGAAAGCGACGAAAAGUGGUAGUUCGUAUUGUGCGUGUGUCGAUGGUUAUUAUCGUCAUCCGCGUGACAGUUUGCAUAUGCCAUGCUAUCGUCCACCGUCCAAACCGACCAACCUAACGCUUCUGUUUAUGGAUCAAACGAGCGCCAUUCUGUCGUGGAACGCACCACAGCGACCAACAAAUGAACUCUACGAUUCGAAAUACCGUAGCGAUAUUGUCUUCAAAGUGAAGUGUCCCGCUUGCAAUUCCAAUGUGGUGUUCAUUCCAGCCACGGAAACAUUUAACGACACCAAAUUAACGAUCAAUAAUUUAGAACCGGUCACAACGUACACCAUACAAAUUCAUGCACUGAACAGCAUUUCAUAUCCAAUUUUUACGGACAUCGAUGGAAAUGUCGAUGGUAAUAUCAGCGAUGCACAGGGUCAUAAUUCGAAUUUAUAUACGAAUAAUGCCGGCACGGGUACAUCCAUCAAUGAGCCACCAACGGAAUUUGCUGAAAUUACAUUCACCACCGAAUCGGCAAUAUUGAGCAUGGUCUUUAAUAUACGAAUUGUGACCAUUACAAGCAAUGAAGUUGAAUUGGCGUGGGACAAUCCGAGCGAGGCACCAAUUGAAUCGUAUGAAGUUCGAUGGUUCCCGAAAAUGGAACUGGAUGCCGUCAAUAAAACAACACUGAGCACACACGAGCAACGAGCACACAUUGACAAUUUGCAAGAGAAUACCGAGUAUGGGUUUCAAGUGCGUUGCAAAACUGCCAACGGUUUCGGCCAAUACAGCAACAUCAUAUACGGGCAAACCCAUCAAGGUGUCAGUCCAGUUUAUGAUGACUCCAUGCAAAUGCGAAUUUUGGCCGGCGGCACCGUUGCUUUUGUGUGCAUUCUAGUCUUAGUAAUCGUUGCGAGUGUAUGGUUCCUACGCUCAAAAAGUCAAGACGAACUCGACAAAAAGACUAACAAUCACUUGCCACUACCGAUGGACUAUGCCAGCAACGAAGGACUCGUAGUUACAUAUAUGACAACACCAUUGUUUGGCACAAGCCGGUCUUAUGUCGAUCCACACACCUAUGAAGAUCCAAAUCAGGCGAUCCGAGAAUUUGCACGCGAAAUCGAUGCCAGUUACAUCACCAUUGAAGCAAUCAUCGGCGGCGGUGAAUUUGGCGACGUGUGUCGCGGUCGGCUAAAGAUUCCACCGAACUUUGUUCAGGACAUUGAUGUGGCUAUCAAAACCCUGAAACCGGGUUCAUCGGAGAAGGCACGAUGUGAUUUCCUCACCGAAGCAUCAAUAAUGGGCCAAUUCGAUCAUCCCAAUGUAAUCUACUUGCAAGGCGUUGUAACGCGUUCAAAUCCAGUCAUGAUUAUUACAGAGUACAUGGAAAACGGCAGCUUGGAUACCUUCUUGCGGGCAAACGAUGGAAAAUUCCAAACGCUGCAAUUAAUUGGCAUGCUUCGCGGUAUCGCAAGCGGUAUGUCAUAUUUGAGUGAUAUGAACUAUGUACAUCGUGAUUUAGCGGCCAGAAAUGUGCUGGUCAAUGUGCAGCUCGUAUGCAAAAUCGCUGACUUUGGUUUGUCACGAGAAAUUGAAAAUGCCAGCGAUGCAUAUACGACACGCGGUGGCAAAAUUCCAGUUCGCUGGACUGCACCCGAAGCAAUUGCGUUCCGUAAGUUUACGUCGGCAUCAGACGUCUGGUCAUACGGAGUCGUAUUAUGGGAAGUGAUGUCAUAUGGUGAACGACCGUAUUGGAAUUGGUCAAAUCAGGAUGUAAUCAAAAGCAUUGAGAAGGGUUAUCGUUUGCCAGCGCCAAUGGAUUGUCCGGAAGCAUUGUACCAAUUGAUGCUUGACUGUUGGCAAAAGCAGCGAACGCAUCGUCCGACAUUCUCUAGCAUUGUGACAACAUUGGAUAACUUGGCACGUCAACCGAUGACACUGCUACAGGUGAGAAAUUCGCCCGACAAUGAUGCGCAGGCGUGCAUGGGCGGAUUAGGUUUAGGUAAUGCAAGUACAAUGGGCUUAGGCGGUAGCAUGGCUGGCAUUGUUGAUUCAAAAGAGCGGGUUAUCUUCAUGAAUGCGGAUCAUUGGUUGGACUGCAUCAAAAUGACACGAUACUCACAACAUUUCAAAGAGGCGAAUCUAGUUUCUGCUCAACAGAUAUCACGAUUGACUGCACAACAACUUUCUGACAUGGGCAUUACGUUAGUUGGACACCAAAAGAAGAUCCUGCACCAGGCCAGGCAGCUGGAUUCAAUCAUCUAAUUAGCGAAUUUUCAAUAACUUAGCAAACAAUCAGAAAAUGAGUACGAGGAUUAAGGUCGGUUUUUUAUGAUGAUGAUGAUGAUGACGACGAUGACAAACCACUUGAUCACAUUUUUUGAAAUCAUUAAUCAUUACCAAUUGUAUACAUAGAUAUUAUGUAAUUUAUUUCUUUAAACAAGUCACAAGAAAAAAAUACUCACGACAAACCGAAUUGGCGAGACAGAGUGAACGAAAAGGGUUUACAAACAAA
This is a messenger RNA of Sitodiplosis mosellana (orange wheat blossom midge), 5603 nucleotides long. It is a transcript of the gene Eph, whose product is annotated as ephrin type-B receptor 1-B. NCBI's taxonomy places the organism in Eukaryota, Metazoa, Arthropoda, Insecta, Diptera, Cecidomyiidae. Gene Ontology annotation, cellular component: membrane; neuron projection. Gene Ontology annotation, biological process: axon guidance; protein phosphorylation; cell surface receptor protein tyrosine kinase signaling pathway. The transcript has 15 exons. Gene Ontology annotation, molecular function: protein binding; ATP binding; transmembrane-ephrin receptor activity. The coding region runs from base 1688 to 5353 and encodes 1221 amino acids. The record is from RefSeq and is a predicted model, not a curated record.